Symbiodinium sp. CCMP2592 is the source of this 261-nucleotide messenger RNA. Lineage: Eukaryota; Dinophyceae; Suessiales; Symbiodiniaceae. The record is from the annotation of a GenBank genome assembly.
AUGGGAAAUGUGCAGCAUUAUGGUCAUGAUGAUACAGUAGUUCAGCAGGAGAUCAGCUUCUCGGAGAUCAAGGAUCCCGGUGUCACUGGGAACUUCGAGAUCAAAGUCAACGGCGCGUUGGUGCACUCCAAGAAGACGCAGGGUCCGGGUCAUGGCUUUCUGCACAACUGCGAUGCCUCCCAGCAGGCAGCUGUCCUCGAAACUUGCUUGAAUGCUACGGGAAGCUACUGGCAUGGUGGUCGGGCCAGCCGAUGCUUGUGA